AUGUCUUCAUCUCCUUCCGAUUACGGCGGCGACGGCGAACUUGACUCCGAUGCAGAUUCUUGGCCCCACGAGGACAAUAGAAUUGAACGAUUUCUGACGGAAGACCGCCUGUCAAAUCUCCUUAAGACUGCUGGCCCUCUCAUGAAUGCCCCCUUGGGCCGAGGCUUCGAUAGGUCUCUAUUUGCUGAAGGGCUCCGCUUUGAGGCGUCGCUUGCGGCCGCCAUCAGCGGGGUUUUGGCUGUCCGGGGAGAGCCCUUCUUCGCCAUCCCUGAAGACAGUUCUCCUAGAGACUCUGUCCAGGCAUCUCUACAGCGGUUCGCAUUCUCCGCCCCAGAUAGCGGUCAUGAUAGCCUUGCAGAGACAUUUAGAGCGGGCAAUUUCACAUCUGAGCGCAUCCACGCGAACUAUUUGGGGCCGCGCCAUAUCUGGCAGCAAAAGGCCGCAGACUUGCUUCGCGCUGUUCUCAGAGACGACGCCAGCGCAGCUCAGACCAUCUGGUGGCGUUCGGAAACUCUCGCAAGCCUAUUCAACAGCUCGGUUGCAGUGUCCGGUAGAGCGGCUCACAUUUAUCUCACCUGCGCUCCUUUCCAGGAUUUUAACGGGGAACAACUCGCAGAAGUAGCGACUGCUGUAGAGACUGCGCUGGGCCAGAUCAAGCGGCUACGAGAAGAUCUCGCCAAUAGCCGUCGCGAUCUACAGCUGCAUCUCGCGGAUAGAGAGUACCAGCUGGCUGCCACGUAUGCUACCUUAUACGAAGGACCGCCGGGAAGUAUAGCAGAGAAACUUGACAAGCUGAUGGAUGGUCUUGACAUUCCCGGCGAUAGGGCCCAGAUCAAGUCCCUGAUGCAGGCGUGGAGGGACUAG
Molecule: messenger RNA, 864 nt
Organism: Peniophora sp. CBMAI 1063
Lineage: Eukaryota; Fungi; Basidiomycota; Agaricomycetes; Russulales; Peniophoraceae
Source: the annotation of a GenBank genome assembly